AUGAUGGAAGCGAAAAUACAGAAGCAAGUAACUGAUUAUUUUUCUUUUUUUGACGAAUACAAUACUGCGGCAAAAAGUAGUUUGAGAGAGUGCCAAAACCACGCAGAUGUUAUUAAUAAAUUGAUAAAACGUUGUAAAAACAUAAAAGCAGCUCAAGUGGCGCGUUCACCGCUUGCGAAAUUCGAAGAUUUACAGAGCAAAUUGUGUGCUUAUCAACAUAAACGAAUUACGGAAUAUAUUAAUCUAAUAUAUCAUAAACAGUGUGUACUUGAAAAGUUAGCUGAAAAUCUAUACCUUAAAAACCAAGCCCUUAGGGAGAGUUGCAGAGAAAUUGAUCUUAAUGAUCUCAAUUUAACAGUGGUGAAGGGAAGUCCUAUUCAACCGUCACUAAAGCAACUACUGGAAUAUGCUGAUGAUACAAUCUCAUUUGCUAGUCAUACAUGUGCCCAAAUUGAUACAGCUCUGAAAUCUUUGCCUCUUACAAAACUUGAUACAGAACAGUUUGCAGAUCAUUUCAGUUAUCCCAUCCAGUGGUUCAAACGCAUAUCAGAGAUUAUUCAAUACACAGCAUUUAUGUUCUAA
This is a messenger RNA of Arctia plantaginis, 582 nucleotides long. The record is from the annotation of a GenBank genome assembly. Lineage: Eukaryota; Metazoa; Arthropoda; Insecta; Lepidoptera; Erebidae.